Molecule: messenger RNA, 768 nt
Organism: Eurytemora carolleeae
Lineage: Eukaryota; Metazoa; Arthropoda; Copepoda; Calanoida; Temoridae
Product: spermatogenesis-associated protein 5-like protein 1
Exons: 10
Coding region: 126-584 (152 amino acids)
Molecular function (GO): ATP binding; ATP hydrolysis activity
Source: RefSeq, a predicted model, not a curated record
GCCGAGAUAUUUAGUCCUUAUGUUGGUGACAGUGAGAAAGCUGUAGUUGAACUUUUCAGGCCAGACUUGCUGCUCCCACAAUUCUUUUCAUUGAUGAAAUUGAUAGCCUUGUCUCAGCCCGUGAUAUGGAGGGAACAAAAACUAAUCAUUCUGACAAGGUACUUUCUGCUUUGCUGACAGAAAUGGACGGUAUGGGAGGGAAAGAGCAGGAUGGGUUAUGUUCAGGACAAGUGCUUGUUAUUGGGGCUACAAACAGACCAGGGGUUCUGGAUAGUGCCUUAACAAGACCAGGUCGUCUUGAUUCACACAUAUAUAUUCCUCCACCUGACAGAUUAACAAGGAUGAAGAUACUUGAAACUUACCUCAACAAAGUUCCAAACAAAGGAUUAGAUCUAGAAAAUAUUGCAGAAAGGACAGAAAACUACAGUGGGGCUGACCUUGAAAAUUUAGUCAAAGAAUCUGUUCUCCAUCUUCUUUCACAGGAGGGCAUGGAUGCCCUGGAGCUUAAAUCUGAACACAUGGAGACAGUACUAAACCUAUACAGACCAUCUCUACCUCAUAACCUAUCCCAGUACAUGCUUUAAUCAUGUACAGACCACACAUACCUUAAAUGGACUGAAAGUGUAAUUUCAAGGGACCCUCCGUGGAAAGAUGGCAAUGCCCGAUUCACAACAAUGGAAGGUCCCUCUAAGAAAGAACUGAAUGGCUGUGAAUUUUAUUAUUUUUAGUUUUUUUCUUAAUUUUUUAAUAAAUGCUUUUUAAUGAUAA